CUUAAUGGUGAAAACUUCAGUGCCGUUCUAAAGGUCAAAACAAAAGUUGACAAUUUUUUCACAACUGGGAAAUAUUUUUUUAAUUCAUUCCGACUUUAAAGUAAACCUGUCUGAGUUUCUACAUGGAUAAUCAUACCAGUGAUGAAGACAUAGAUGAUGACUUCGAUACCCAGUUCAUCAUUCAACAAAGUUUACAGGAUAUUUACAAACCAGGAACAGCUCAACAUAUACCUGAGGAUGAGAGCUUCCAUUCCUUCUUGAGUGCUGACUAUAAGAAGAUAGUUGAAACAAUAGAGACAGUAGGCAAGGAAGACAUGUUGUCACACUUAACCAAGUGCCAUUCUGCUUUUGAUGAAGCAGAUGGCAUAGGAUGGGUUCCUCUGCACAAGGCAGCAGUGCAACUAAAUAAGAACAUUUUGGAAAUAACCCUGAAAGCUUCGAAUCCUAAUGUAUGGGAGCAAACCACUCAUGAUGGUGAAACGCCACUUUUUUUGGCUGUCAGCAACUGCCUCUUAGAAAAUGCCAGUUUUCUGCUUCUCAAUGGCUGCAAUCCGAAUGUUAAGAAUUUCGAAGGCAAUUCUCCUCUUCUUACAGCUGUUCUACAUGACUCCUACGACAUGGCCGCCUUGCUGAUCAGUCACGGAGCAGAUGUCAAUCUGCGGUGUGCCAACGAGAGGACAGCGCUCCAUGAGGCAGCCAAAUUGGGCAGACAGGACAUGGUGAAGCUGAUGCUGGCUUCUGGGGCACACCCAGACCCACGGAGCUCCUACGGCUUCACUCCUCUUGCUCUUGCUGCCCAAGGUGGACACACUGAAAUCAUGGAGCUUUUACUGCAGAAAGGCAAGCAUUUUUGUCAGGCCUCUGAUUCGUCUUCCAUCUUACUUGAAGCCGCUAGUGGAGGAAAUCCUGACUCUGUGACUCUCUUGCUAGAGUAUGGAGCGGAUGCCAACAUCCCUAAGAAUUCAGGCCACCUGCCCAUUCAUGUGGCAGCUGACAGAGGCCACCUAUUGGCUCUAAAGAUGUUGGUUCCAGUGACGGACCUUGCUGCCAUUAAGAAGAGUGGGAUCAGUCCAGUUCACUGUGCGGCAGCAAGUGCACACCCCCAGUGCCUGGAACUUCUCAUCCAGGCUGGAUUUGAUGUGAAUUUCAUGCUAGAUCCGAGAAUCCGCAAACACUAUGACGACCAAAGGAAGUCGGCUUUGUAUUUUGCUGUAUCAAAUGGUGACCUCUCUUCAGUUAAGCUGCUUCUGAGUGCUGGAGCUCUUCCCAAUCAGGACCCGGUUAACUGCCUGCAGAUAGCCCUCCGAAUGGGCAACUACGAGCUGAUAAGUCUGCUGCUAAGGCAUGGGGCCAACGUCAAUUACUUCUGCAGGGUUAACCCUUUACAUUUCCCAUCAGCACUGCAGUAUACGCUGAAAGAUGAAGUCAUGCUCAGAAUGCUGUUGAAUUAUGGGUAUGACACAGAGCGAUGCUUUGAUUGUCCUCAUGGAGACAAAGUUCAUCCCUUCUAUACUUUUGAAGGCUGGACAUCAACAGUUAUCAAAGAUACCAUGUUCUGUGAAGUAAUAACUUUGUCAUGGCUACAACACCUCUCUGGAAAAGUUGUACGAGUAAUGCUGGAUUACGUUGAUCAAGUUCGGAUCUGUUCAAAGUUGAAAGCUGUGCUCCAAAAUCAGGGCCUCUGGCCAGAAAUACAUUUUAUCUUGACAAACCCUCGCUCCCUAAAACAUUUGUGCCGCCUGAAGAUCCGAAAGUGUAUGGGACGCUUACAUCUGCGCUGCCCGGUCUUCAUGUCAUUUCUUCCGCUACCCAAUCGUCUAAAAGCAUAUGUCCUUUACAAAGAAUAUGACCUUUACGAACAAGGAAUUUUUACAGGAACCUGGUGAUCAAACUAUUCUGGAAGAAAAGGUAUUCUUUAUCUGUACUUCUUAA
Tupaia belangeri chinensis (Chinese tree shrew) is the source of this 1932-nucleotide messenger RNA. RefSeq names its product ankyrin repeat and SOCS box containing 14 (gene ASB14). Gene Ontology annotation, biological process: intracellular signal transduction. The record is from RefSeq and is a predicted model, not a curated record. Gene Ontology annotation, cellular component: cytoplasm. The transcript is spliced from 10 exons. Bases 123 to 1886 code for a protein of 587 amino acids. Lineage: Eukaryota; Metazoa; Chordata; Mammalia; Scandentia; Tupaiidae. Gene Ontology annotation, molecular function: protein binding.